Heterobilharzia americana is the source of this 3583-nucleotide messenger RNA. NCBI's taxonomy places the organism in Eukaryota, Metazoa, Platyhelminthes, Trematoda, Strigeidida, Schistosomatidae. The record is from the annotation of a GenBank genome assembly.
GUCAAUAUCUAUCCGUGAGUUAUUUAGUAGCUUGCUCUGAUGAACUGGUUCGUCGGGCUCCAUGACUAAGCAAUGCAACUUAGAGAACACAAUACAACCAAGAUCAUCCACCUGAGCUACAAAUAUUUUCCACCAUUUCAACUGCAUCAAUGUCAGUCAACCUAAAUCUUUGUUACCCUCCAUCUCAAGUUGUAAAAGAUUUUGUCGAUUUAUUGAAGUUGUGAGGAAACUGAGGAGAAUCUACGAAAUACAAGCAUAUUAAUUCUGCUAAUAUUGUCCUUGCUUUAUUCAAACUUGUGAAAGGGAAAAAUUAUAUGAAAUAACUAUUUUUAUGAUUUUUAAGAACUUCGUUAAUAGUGCAUCUAUGUUUGGUAUGCUUUAGUAUAAACUAAAUACAACACAAUUCAGAGUCAAGUUAUUCUUGCACGUGAUCGCUAUGUCGUUUUCCAGCUGUUUGUUGAAUGCCACAAGCGAUAUUUAUCUCCUAAAUCAGGAAUUGAUUGAUGCAGCAAAUGUUGCAAUUCAGCUGAAUAUUGAUAUUAAUUCAGUUGAUCAGUCAACACCAAACAUGUCAACAAUAAAUAUGUUCAAAACAAACAGUUUACCGUUGUUUAAAAAGUACAUAGAUUUACACGGUACCUCACAAACAUCUUAUUGUUCACGUGUUCCAGGCUUCAUAUCCAGCUUUCACUUACGAUAUAUUCUCCAAACAUAUGUACAACCAUUCGUUAUCUUUUUUACAAUUAUAACAAACUGUUUAACAUCAGUUGUACUGACUCAUCCAAAAAUGCGUAAUUCAACAAAUAUUAUUCUGUUAGGCAUAGCUAUAUGUGACUUGCUUACAGUUCUAUUGCCAUUACCUGUAUAUUUGUGCUUUUUAACAAGUAACUUGUUUUCAGAAAACUUAACGGUCUUCAAAGGUUAUACCGCAUUUUAUCUGACUACAAUCCUGCCAACAGUCUGUCAUACUUCCUCAAUCUGGUUAACAGUAUUACUGGCUUUGCAGAGAUUCAUUUACGUACAAUUUCCAUUGAAAGCGAAUCGUAUUUAUUUGUGCCAAUCAAGACCAGUUCAGUGGCUGAUUAUUUUAACUGUUGUAGCAGGAUUAAUACUUCAGCUACCACAUAUGAUUGUAACAUAUUUUGUAAAUGCUCUGGAAUACUGUAUUUCAUCAUCAACAUCAACGCCUUUAUCCCUGUCUUCACAAUCGUCAUCAAUGUUAUUGCUCACUCCGUCUACGUCAACAAAUUUCAUUGGCUCUGAACACAUUUCUUUCACUCUUAGUACUGAUGAACAGAGGGGCGAUAUGAAUUAUAUUUCAUUUUUGAAAAUCAACUUGAUGAAAUGUACUCCAAUGAGUCAAACGGCGUUCUUCAGUUUAUUAUUGAUUCGUGUAUUUAUUGUCAAUCUGAUACCAUGUAUCAUGCUGACUAUACUAACUGGCCUGCUGAUUAUGGCUUUAAGACGUUUUAUACAGAAUAGACAAAAAUUAUUGCAGAUUAAGAAUGAAAACCGACAGGUUCUACUCAAUAAAAAUGGUACUGAAUCACAGCUUUUGGGGAAAGAAGAACAAAGGGGAGAGAUAAAUGUGGUACAAAAAGAUAGACGUAAUCAAAGAGAAAUCAGUAUAAAUGAACAGUUUAAAACAUCAGCUAAUUUACUGACAACAACCACGACAACGGUUGUGGCAACAAAAGCCCACCAAACUUCAUGUGACAGAUUUAUCAAACAGAAAUCAUCACGUACAAAUUCUACUGACACAGAUUCCACAUCGAAAAUGAUGCUUGUCAUACUAGGAAUAUUCUUGAUAACGGAGGUACCGACUACUGUUUGUUUGUGUAUUUAUGCAUUCAUAACACUGUUCAAUUUUAAUCCACCUUCAGUAUUCCAUCAGGUAGGUCAUCGGUUUGUCUUUUCACAAUAUUUGUUAGACAAGAAAAUAGUCUGAUGUUCCAACUAAUUAGCUCCAUUUCGCUUGCAGUAGUCCGAAGCAAAUCUCAUUAUGGUAACGAAUAAAACUAAAAUCCGAGUUGACAGAAAUACUCAUUUCGGUUAAAAAUAAACUUUCACACAUGUUUCUUGAUAAUAGGACAUGAAAAUAGUAUAAACAUACCCUGGGUUGUUGAGCGGAACUCUAGCUGAGAGGAUUCCAUGUAUGAAACAGCUGCUAAAGCAACCUAACAAGGAUAUUCAUACACCAGUCGCAUUACAAGCCCAAAUACUUCACCCAGUAUUUGGUCAGAUGAUCUUGGUACCAAAUCAUAAUAAAUUGGUCAUUAAAAAGUACGACCUCAGACCCAUUCGCUAUUUUAAAAAUGAGAGUAACAUGCAUUUAAUUUGUCUGUUUGUAUUUCAUACUCAAAUUGCAUUCUUUACAGAAGUUAGAAUUUAAUUUAAUUCACACUGGCUAUAAAGUUCUUCAAAAUGCCUAGCAUUCUUUAUAGUUCAUUCUAGAACCCUUUAUUUAACAUGAAACUACCCAAAUUUCACCGUUUUCUGAGGAAGAAUGAAAUAAAAUGUAUCCGAUUUUAACAGUUGAUAAUAAAUUCAUGAGGUUUUUUUGAAAGAAACUAACUUUAUCCGCAAUUAGAAAUCCUACUGGUUGCUGAUUUUGGAUAGACUGAAGAGCACAGUGUUUUUCCGUUUUUUAUGGCUUCCUAAUCAUAAUUUAACUGGUAUAUCGUGCCGUAUUUUCACUACAGAAUAACUUACCAGUAAGCUACAUAGCCAAUCAUAACUGAGGAAUACAUUUUCCCCAUAAUCUAGAUUUUGUCGUUUGGGCUCUGAUUUCGUCGACAAGACUUAAAUACAACCGUUAAUAGUUCUCAGCGCUAUGGCGUACUGAGUUUCAAACUUCCUUCGGUUUGAAUAGCGCUAAUAUAAACUAAACAUUCACAUAAGUUGAAACCAAGUAGUUUUAGUGUCUGUCAUCGAAAUUAUACCUUCCAUACGAACUGUGUGGAGUCUAGGUAUUGAUUCUUUAAUCUACUCACUUUAUUCUUCUGAUACUUCAUGUUAACCGUUGGGGAUUAUUUCGACACUGUAUUUCGUCAAGAUCUUCAAUGUCAACUAUUUACUGUGAAUCAGUUUUUACUAACUUUAACAACUUGCAUUUACAACUUUAAUUUUAUAAGUACAAACAAUGAACCCAGUACACCAUUUACUACGAAUUUAAAUGCGUAGGUCAAAAUUGGUUAGGUUAUUUUCAACAAAACCGAGUUAAGUAUUGUUAAAUAUUACUUGUAAUAAUAUUUCUGUCACUUCAGUAAUUAUCGAUCGCAAAACCUUAUUGGUUUUUCUUCCGUAAUUAGAGGUUUAUAGAAUGCUAACCUUUGAAAAAUUACUUCGUAAACCUUAAAACUGGUAGUCUAUUUUGUUUUCUAGCAUGCUAAUAUGUCAGAAGGCUUUGUAGUAUUUAGAGCUACUUUAUCAAAAUCAGGUCUGAAAAAUUAUGCCUUCAUUUGAUUUAUUCACAAUAUAUUUCCCUUUAUCGAGAAGCGAAAGGUAAUAAUAGCUUAAUUAAAUGAAUAUCAUGUCACGUGUACACAUAUAAACCAUUCAUCACUAAGAUGACAUUCUUUCC